GGUGAGGUUUAAAUGCUGACUGGAGUGGGUCAUUGAGAACAAGCAGCUGGGAAAGUGAGACCCAGAACCCAUCAUCUUCCUAAGCUGCUUUCAGCCACACUGGCAUCCAUCCAUUCCAAUAUCCUCUACCACCACUACUGCCCCCACCCCCACACCACCACACACACACACACACACACACACACACACACACACACACACACACACACACACACACACACACACACGCACACUUGAGCCUCACUUUUCCACUUCUCCGUUUGCUCUAUCGUUCUUCUUGGUUGUGUCUUUGAUCUACACUUAUCUUGUCACUGGUCCUCUCCUCUCCAUUUCCACAAGUCAUGGAAAUUACACUGUAGACGUCUUUGAUACUCGGUGCCUCGGGGUCAGGCCCUCUUAUCUGGGUGAGACUGAGAGACGGAGACAGAAAGGGAGGAUGGGGAUGGAGCAGGGGGGAAAGAAGUAGAGAGGUGGAAAGAAAGGAAGGAAAGCUGGGGUAAGGUAGUAAAAGCAGAGACGGGGAUUUGUGGUGAAGAGAGAGAGAGAUGUCAGGAAGAGGCCUGCAGUGAGAUGGAGAAAUAAGUAAAGCUAAAGAAAAAUGGAGUCAAAAAAAACAGUAAAGCAGAGAGACACAAGUGCAGAGAAUUGAAAUAUGACAGAGUCGGAAAGGGCUAAACGCAGCUCGACGGCUUUCAGCCAAUGACUUUCUUUAAGGAUAAUAUUUCUGGGGAUUGAAGCUUCAGAUAAGCAGAUUUUGUGCUCACAUUCAAUCUGCUUUAUCGAGUGCCAAAGUGAGGGGAAGUUGCAAGUAGAAGAUGUCGCUUGCGCAGUCACGGGGACCAAAAGCUCUCCAGCGUAACCAAUUCUAAAUCCUGUAAAUAAUUUGAGUUGGGUCGGCCAGACUGCAAGUCAAGGUGGAGCAGGUUUCACUGCAUGUUUCAGACACAGACAGCCCCGAGGCUCUCGAGCUAAACCGCAUGCUCGUGCAGUUUGUAUUAAAGCCGAUAUUGACCCGACAACAGAAAACCAAUAUACACCAGAGUUGGAUAUUCGCUGAAGGAGGGAAGGACAGAUUCCUGUACGAGAAGUGAGGGGGAAAGAUAGAUGGAGGGAAGAUGGAGCGAUACAUGGGAAAAGUGAUGAGUAAAAUGGGACAUGAAGAGGGAGAGAGCGUGAGAUUGAGAGAGCGGGAGAGGAGUGAAAUGGGUGGAAGGCAGAGAUACAGCGAUAGGAGGACAGGCAGAGAUGGGGAGCGGUGAAUAUUUAACUCUGUUUAGUUUUCCAUCUGGGCCCUUGGCUCCUUCUCCCCUCAGGCCUUCUGAUCGCCUGCAGGUCAGUGGUGACAGGAGACGUUUCUCUGUGUGUGUGUGUGUGUGUGUGUUUUGUGUGUUUGGAGAUUUCACCAUCCCUCACUUUUCAACACAGUGCAUAUAAUAACCUUUAAUCACCUUGUGUGCGUGUGUAUUUGCACAGGAGGAAAUCAGGGUUAUUAAAUGUUCAUGUGCAGAAUUAUGGGUCUAAUCAUCGACGGUGUGUCUCUGUGUGGUUAUGGAUAAACUAAUAAAACACUUCAUUACCGAGCAACACUACAACGAAAUUGCUCAUAAUUCACUUUAACGCAAGGUCUCAUUAGUCAAACGAAUUCAUUUUAAUUUGCGCAGUAUUAAAAAAAACCUUUCAGCCUUCAGCAGCAGCCUUUGAAAACUUUCUGAACCCGUCUCUUUCAAACACAUCCAGGCCUGGCAGAAGUUUCCACACUUCUUUUUUUUUUUGAUGCCUUCAGAAAUGGUGAUUCUGGAAACCCAUGAAAGUGCAGAGAGACUCCUCACUGGCUUGUCUCUGCAAUCUGUCAUCCCAACAGGCUGCGACUGGUCCCACCCCAAGAUGACGUCUCCGAAAAACAAAGCCAAGAAGAGGCCGCCGAAAGACAGCAUGACGCUGCUGCCGUGCUUUUAUUUUGUAGAGCUCCCAAUUGUCCUGUCCUCCUUGGUGUCCUUGUACUUCCUGGAGCUGACAGAUGUGUUGUCCCCGGCAAUGGUGGGCUUCCGUUGCCAUGACCGCGACCUAUCCAUGCCCUACGUGGAAACGGGCGACGAGCUCAUCCCGCUGUUGAUGCUGCUGAGUUUGGCCUUCGCUGGUCCUGCGGCGUCCAUAAUGAUGGGGGAGGGACUGAUGUACUGUAUGCAAUCCAAGCUGAAAACCUGUCCCAAGUCAGAGAGCAGCAUCAACGCUGGAGGCUGCAGCUUCAACUCCUUCCUACGCAGGACUGUGCGCUUUGUCGGUGUUCAUGUGUUCGGUCUCCUGGCAACGGCCCUGGUGACAGAUGUCAUCCAGUUAGCUACCGGUUACCACGCCCCGUUCUUCCUCACCGUGUGCCAGCCCAAUUACACGGCCCCCGGAGUGUCAUGUGACAACAACGCCUACGUCACGCAGGACAUCUGCAUGGGGAAAGACCAGUAUGCCAUCAUGUCCGCCAGGAAAACCUUUCCAUCCCAGCAUGCAACACUGUCUGGCUUCGCUGCCGUCUACAUCUCCAUGUAUUUUAACGCCAGCAUCAACAGCACGACCAAACUGCUGAAGCCGCUCCUCGUGUUCGCCUUCUGCAUGGCGGCGGGCCUCUCCGGGCUGACGCAGAUCACCCAGCACCGCAGUCACCCCAUUGACGUCUACGUGGGAUACCUCAUAGGAGCCGGCAUCGGCGUCUACCUGGCUGUGUACGCAGUGGGAAACUUUAAAGCGUCGGACGAAGAUUCUCCGUCGCUGCAGAAACUGGCCCCGGCUCUGCAGAAGGACAGCCUGAGGGUGCUGAGCCAGCGGAGUCAUGACUCCCUGUACAGGAAGACUCCCCGGGUGUCGGAGAGCAGAGAGGAGCUGGGGGCGGGGCUGGGAUCUGGGGCUCGUAGUAAGGUGAGGAGGGAGAAGGCUUCCCUGGCCUCCCUCAAGCGAGCGAGCGCCGAUGUGGAGCUCCUGGCAACCCGGGGUCCCAUGGGCAAGGAAACCAUGGUAACCUUCAGCAACACAUUGCCCCGAGUUGCAAAUGGCAACAGCCCCAUCUCCCCCUCAGACGAGCCGGUUACCACGCAGCGCCACAUGACCUUCCACGUGCCCUUUGACCCCCAGAAGUCCCGGCAGCUGGUGUCGGAGUGGAAGCAGCGCUCGCUGGAGCUCCGCAGCCAGAGCUCACGCGACGAAGAGGAAGACGAUGAGCAAGAUGGAGGAGACGAGGGAGGCGCGACAGCAGGAGACGGAGGAGACAUGGGUAUGCCAUCCUCUCUUUAUCCCACGGUGCAAGCCAACAAGGGCAUCGCCACACCGACGGGAGUCAGGAUGGUGGUGGCCCCCCCACUGGUUCACAUCCCUGAGGAGGCCUCUCGGCCGCCGCCUGUGUCGCCCAAAAGCGCUAAGACCCGGGCCAAGUGGUUGUCACUCACAGAGGGAGGGUCGGUGAAGGAGCCGGGACCGGGGCCCAUCGCCGUGUCCACCCCCCGUGUGCCCAGCAUGCAGCCCAACCAGCCGCCGAGUCAGCACAGAAUCACUCAGGUGAUAGCGAUGUCGAAGCCGCAGAGUCAUGGACACAUCACCUCGUCCGCCAAGACUUCGGAGGGCGGCUCCUCCUCAGGCGGUGGCUCCAACUGCUCAGAGUCGCCUUACUACCGGAUCCCGUCGGAUCGAGACAGCUGCACCGGAAGCAACCCGGGAAGCAUCGCUGGGAGCGGGAGCAUCGUCACCAUCGACGCCCAUGCCCCUCACCACCCGGUGGUGCGCGUGUCGGCAGCUAACGGGAAGCCGUGGGAGUGGAGAAACACCAUCAGUGGUAACAUGUUGGUCGCUGACACGGUGGGGGACAAACACCGCAUAGCGCUGCAGCGACAGGACAAUAUCAACCACUACCGGGAUUACCGGACGCUCCCGAUGAAAACGGACUCGCUCUGCUCCUCCUCGGCCAGCGGCAGUGCUGAGGGAGGGCCGGAGCUGCCUCCCCCGCCUCUCCCCACCUCCACCUCCCCCCUGCCUCCCCCACCUCAGCUGUGCUCGUCCCCUCUUCCGCCACCACCCCCUCACUCGUCGUCCUCCCCGCUGCCUCCCCCUCCUCACCCGAGCUCCUCUCCGCUGCCUCCUCCUCUCCCUCACCCUGCCUCCUCUCACAUGCCACCACCUCCUCACCCAUCCUCUCAGAUGUCCCCGCCACCCCUCCCAUCGUCCUAUCACAUGCCCCCACCUCCUCACCCGUCUUCCUCUCCCAUGCCCCCACCUCCUCACCCAUCAAUCUGUCAGAUGCCCCCACCUCCUCAACCAUCCGCCUCAAUGCCGCCGCCUCCUCACCCGUCCUGCUCCAGCAUGCUUCCCCCUCCUCCACACCCCGAUUUACUGAUGGAGGCUCACAGCCAGACACUGUCCCGCUCCUCCACGCUGCCUCGCCGGCCCUCCGCCCGCAGCCAUGCAGAGCAGGAGCACUAUUACAAGGCUAUGCAGAACGAGAGGAUGUUAUAAUGACGGGGAAACCACUGGACCCCUUUGCCAUAUAAAUGAUUGUACUUCAGAAGACUCAUCUGACAGAGACAGUGAAAAUUGUAGGUUGUGGCAGGUGGACAGAGUGACUUUGGAAAAAAUGACAAAAAAGGUUAAGAGACUCUGAAUCCAGAGCGGCAGCUUAGCUCAAAAUGCUGGAAAUGAAGAGACAGCCGGGGUGGACGACUCUGGGGAGGUCUGGCAGCUCACACACUCAGCAGGGGAUCUGCUUUUUCCCCCUGCUCGCUCGUACUGCCCACAGCGCCGGCUCAACAGCCCCGAUUGGGAAAAAGAAGGGGGGGGGGACGAGGGAAAAAAGGGGGCGUCGAGAGAGCGAGAGCAUUACAAUCCCCAGUUCACCUCUGGUUUCAGCGCACACACAUCCUCCACGCUCUUUUCAGUCACGUUCAAAGCGAGGAGGGAAGGGGCUGCAGCUGAGAGAGAGAGAUAUCACAAUGAACAGUCAGGGAUACGCUAAAUCGAGUUUCCCCGGAGAGGGGGGAUAAGACUGAGAAAACAAAACAACUACAGGCAAUACCAGCCCUCCUUAAACUAGUGCAGCUGUUUGAGGAUGCCGAGCGCUACACAGAGAAUUUACCCUUGUACCAGCCGAAAAUCGCAUUCUUCAAAACACCCACGAGAUAUAUGAAAAAGGGAAGAAUGCAACGAUGACAAGUUCAAGUGCAGGUUCAAGAGAAAUAAAUAACCACCCACAAAAGCAAGUCUUUUUACCUCUCUGAAUAAACACGCCAAAUGGGAACCUUUAUAUUUGUUUGAAAGCAAAUCUAUUCUCUAGAAAGAGCCGGCUUGUGCCACAUCCGGCGCUAAAAUGGAGAAGUUUGGAAACGGCGCUGGCCCCGGUGCAGCGUUUUAGUCUGGUCGGGCAGAAAUGGAGAUGUUUGGAAACCCCACCCGCCUGCCAAUCGGGAUCAAAUUUGCCUUAUUAGAAAAUGAUACCAAGACGUCUGGUUCUCAUUUUGUGUCGUGAGAUAAAUUCCAAUCUUAUUUAGCAAAAGACCGAUUGAAAACGAUCUCAAUUCAAGGCCCACUUGCAUGUUCCCUUCGGAGCUUUCAGCUGCGUCUCAAGGUUUCUUCACCAGCAGAUGCAAUUAUCUCAGUUGCCAUGGAACUGUGGGCGUUCAAACAAAGAUCCGCUGACGACUACGACCACGCGAUGCAGCUGAAAGCUACAAUGCAACCGAGCAGGUGGAUCUGGAGUUGAAACUGUUUCAUCAGCUGCUGUUCAAAAAGUCAAGACUGGAUUUUAAACCAAAAAACUGUUAAAAAUUCUGUAAAGUCGUUAUCUAAAAUUUCUGAGAAUUAAAUGACAACAUUUACCGAUUUUAGCUUCUCAAACGUGUUUAAAAAGAUGUGACAUUUACUGAUUAAUAGCUAAAUUUAUCUAUUACUUCAUAACUUAUAAGCUACUGCAAAUAAUCAGUAUUUGCAUAUAUAUAUGAAAUCCACUCUGAGCUGAUAACUACACGUUGAAAUGAAGUGUGCGUUCUUCUUGCUCACCUCUGCCUCUUGUGUGUAUUUAUACCAUGUUGUAUAAAGUCAUUAUCUGAUAUUGAUCAUUCCGUAUGUUACCCUCCACCAUUUUAUACAUCCAAGUUUUUUAUUUUUAAUUUUAGAAGACAUUCCAUCCAAUGACAAGUGCUUUAUUUUAAAUCGUACUUUGAAAAAUGUUAAUGGCCGACUCACAAACACACACAAGUGAAGAAUCCCCCCCGCCCCCCCAUGUACCACAACCUCCGGAAGAUGUGAGCAGUUUUGUAAAGUCGUGCUGAGAAGAGGCUGCGUUCAGUGGAACAAGUUGUGUUUUGUAGUGGAGCCCCUCAGACGAGGAGCAGGUAGAUAACGUUGCUUGUCAGUUUGUGCUGCAUGUGUGUGUACGAGUGUGUGUGUGUGUGUUUUUUUUUUUUUUAAAUGAAUAACUUCUGUGCUUCGAGUCUGCACCGUUACCGUUGACAGGCAGACGUGCUACAUUUUUCAGUGCUGGUGAUUAUCGUCCUGGUUUUCCCCAUUUUGACUGUAAAGAUACUUGAUAUUACCUAAUAUUAUUAAUACGGCUAUUAUUAUUAUUAUUAUUAUCCUGCAGUCCUUUUUAUGGGCUCGUGUUUUCUAUCUGUGGUUGAUGUGUAAUAUUAAUAUCCUCAUUGAAUAAAAAAGACUUCUUAA
Molecule: messenger RNA, 6690 nt
Organism: Hippoglossus stenolepis (Pacific halibut)
Lineage: Eukaryota; Metazoa; Chordata; Actinopteri; Pleuronectiformes; Pleuronectidae
Gene: plppr3a
Product: phospholipid phosphatase related 3a
Exons: 8
Coding region: 1774-4491 (905 amino acids)
Biological process (GO): phospholipid metabolic process; signal transduction; phospholipid dephosphorylation
Molecular function (GO): phosphatidate phosphatase activity
Source: RefSeq, a predicted model, not a curated record